Aspergillus steynii IBT 23096 is the source of this 937-nucleotide messenger RNA. Its product is annotated as dynein light chain Tctex-type family protein. Gene Ontology annotation, cellular component: cytoplasm; cytoplasmic dynein complex. Gene Ontology annotation, biological process: microtubule-based movement. NCBI's taxonomy places the organism in Eukaryota, Fungi, Ascomycota, Eurotiomycetes, Eurotiales, Aspergillaceae. The coding region runs from base 167 to 592 and encodes 141 amino acids. The transcript has 4 exons. Gene Ontology annotation, molecular function: dynein intermediate chain binding. The record is from RefSeq and is a predicted model, not a curated record.
UGCCCCCACAAUCGCAUCGCCCGCGUCGCUGGCCUGGUGCGGUCUUCCGAUCAGGAACUCCUCUAUGACUGCGAUUACAUCCAACGCACACGGCCUAUGUUAACUGAGAGCCACGAACUUCCAGAACCCGCACCGAGAUAUCCUUCCCCCGAAUCGAUCAUUCGCAAUGGCUGUUGAGAACCCUCCCAACACCCCUGUUCCCACCGCGGAACUCACCAAGAUCGCGACGGAGGCCUGCGACACCUCCCUGAAAGAUGUGGAGGGAUACGACCACCUGAAAGUCGGCGACUGGAACUCUCAGAUCAUCAACGCCAUCCUCAAAGCCCUCAUCGCCGCUACCACGCCCUCCACACCCUCGUCGGGCCCCCCCUACCGGUUCACCGUCAACAGCACCAUCGUGCAACAAGGUCUGAUCGACAGGUCGGCCGCCGCGGACGGCGCCGCCACCAACGUCGGCAAGCGCGGCAUGCACUCGGCCUCCGGUGCCUACUGGGACGUCAACCGCGACGGCAUGUGGACGUUCAAGUACCCCGGAGCGGACGAGCGGGGCCUGGACGUGGUGGUCAGCGUGACGUGGUUUGCGGUGAACUGAGCAGGCUCGAGUGAGAAUGGGAAGAAAACAAAGUGAAAAAAGAAAAAAAAAAAAAAAGCAGAUACUUUUAUUGUUAGCCGUGACUGUUUAGGCUGUCUAUUUUUAUUUAUAUCUUUAUUUAUUGCCUCUCUUGUAUGUAUGUAUACUGGGAACCCCUUUCGUUUUUGUUUCGAUGGUAUAUUCUUUUCGUGCGGAUCCUUCUUUCCCUGUCCGUCUUUGGAGCAGCGUGUUUUGAAUAAGACGUCGGUGUUUGUCAAUUACAACCUCAAGCCUUGAACUACCUACUUUGCUAGGGCGUAAAUAUACCAGAUGAUCAAUUGACAAAAGCUUCUAGAACGUCACGCA